AUCCGCUCAAAAUCUAACUUUCAAUUGACCAACCAAACCUACCCCCACCCCUUUUAUUUUCUCCCAUACGCAUCGCAACCACACUCCUUGUCUCACCAAAAAACGUUGACACUUCACAUCUUUCCUGCGCUCUCUAACUCUUCAAGCUUUUUCUGGCUUGAAGAGCUUCAGAUCUUCUUCGUACUUGCUUGAUUUUGCUUGUUAGCAACCACCAUUUUUUGCUUCUCUCGGCGUGUCUAAAUGGGUGCCAAAAAGGUCUUUACUUUGGCCGAGGUCUCCGAGCACAACCACAACAAGGACUGCUGGCUUAUCAUCGGCGGCAAGGUAUAUGAUGUGACAAAAUUCUUGGAAGAUCAUCCAGGUGGUGAUGACGUUUUGUUGUCAGCAACGGGAAAGGAUGCAACUGAUGACUUUGAGGAUAUUGGCCACAGCAGCAGUGCCCGGGCAAUGUUGGAUGAGUUUUUAGUGGGUGAUAUUGAUUCUUCAACCAUUCCCGCCAAUACCAAGUACACACCGCCCAAGCAGCCUCACUACAACCAGGACAAAACGCCAGAGUUCCUCGUCAAGCUCUUGCAAUUCCUAGUUCCUUUGAUUAUUCUGGGUGUCGCGGUUGCCAUCCGUUUCUACACAAAGCAAUCAGCUUAAACACUUGCACUGCUAGGAAUCUGAAUAAGAGUUUACUCCAUUCAUUAGCUCCCCCUUUCCCCCUAUUCAAUACCCAAAAUUACUUUGUUUUUAUCGAAUCCGCUCAAUCAUGGUUUGUUUUGUCGUAAUGAAUACACAUGUUUUGUGACUUCAAUUAUGGUUUUGGGUGUGUCUGUUGCUGUACCUGUUGUUUUCAUUGAUUUUGCACUAAGUUUAUUCAUAGUUAGUGGGUCAUUCUUGAUGUUUA
Molecule: messenger RNA, 892 nt
Organism: Ipomoea triloba (trilobed morning glory)
Lineage: Eukaryota; Viridiplantae; Streptophyta; Magnoliopsida; Solanales; Convolvulaceae
Product: cytochrome b5-like
Exons: 3
Coding region: 241-645 (134 amino acids)
Cellular component (GO): membrane; intracellular membrane-bounded organelle
Molecular function (GO): heme binding
Source: RefSeq, a predicted model, not a curated record